CAGUCUCGCACUCGUCCUUUGCGACGCUCCCUGGGUCAUCAAUCCGCGGAUCCUUUGCCGGGUCCGGACAAUCAUUCGGAUCUGGCGGGCCAGCGCAGCCGGCCAUUUCCUACGGCACGCCAACGUCCCGGUUCCCUAGUACCCUUAGGGCAAUGCGCACCAUGACCCAGCCCGCGUCAUUCAUUGCACCCGCACUCACAACGAACUCCUUCAAACCUAUCUAUUCAACAAGUUUCAGCCAGGGUCAGGGGAUUUCCGUAUCACCUCCACCCAACCAGAACUACGGUGUGCCGCUUGCAGCCAGCCAAAGCUACGGGGCUCCGGCAACAUCCAGUCAGAACUUCGGUACACCAGCUACAGCCAACCAGAACUACGGGGUUCCGGCGGUAUCCACUCAGAAUUUCGGUACACAACCCACAGCCAAUCAGGACUACGGAGCCCCUGUAACAACCAGUCAGAGCUUCGGUACACCAGCUACAGCCAAUCAGAACUACGGGGCUCCGGUACUAUCCAGUCAGAACUUCGGUACACAGCCAACAGCCAAUCAGGACUACGGAGCUCCUGUAGCAUCCAGUCAGGACUUUGGUACACCAGUUACAGCCAAUCAGAACUACGGGGCUCCUGUAACGACCAUUCAGAACUUCGGUACAUCUAGUCAGAACCUUGGUGCACCAUCUGCAGGCAUUCAGAACUACAGGGCUCCGGCAGCCUCCAGUCAGAACUUUGGUACACAACCAGCAGUCAAUCAGGACUACGGGGCUCCCGUAACAACCAGUCAGAGCUUCGGUACACCAGCUACAGCCAAUCAGAACUACGGAGCUCCGGCAGUAUCCAGUCAGAACUUUGGUACACUAUCUGCAGUCAAUCAGAACUACGGGGCUCCUGCUACAACCAGUCAGAGCUUUGGUACACCAGCUACAGCCAAUCUGAACUACGGGGCACCGGCAGUAUCCAGCCAGAACUUUGGUACACUACCUGCAGUCAAUCAGAACUAUGGGGCUCCGGCAGCAUCCAGUCAGAACUUUGGUACACAACCAACAGCCAAUCAAGACUACGGGGCUCCUGCUACAACCAGUCAGAACUUCGGUACAUCCAGUCAGAGCUUUGGUGCACCAUCUGCAGUCAUUCAGAACUACGGGGCUCCGGCAACCUCCAAUCAGGAUUUUGGCACACAGCCAACAGUCAAUCAGGACUACGGGGCUCCUGUAACAACCAGUCAGAACUUUGCAUCCCUGAGUGGUAGCGGUACCGGACAGGCCGGCUCGGCGGGUUUGGGCUACACUUCAUCACCGGCAGGUGCUCAGCUCGGCGGUGGCCAGCCGGGGUCAACUUACGGCGCCCCGGGGCAAACCGGCGACCGGCUAGGGCCGGUGCAGCCCGUCGCGUCGCAGCCGGCGUUCGCUCAGACGUACAGCCCGGACCAGGGGUACGGCGCGCCGGCAGGCGAGCUUAGCUCUGCGCAGAGCCUUAGGACCUACGGAGGCCCGGGUGGAGCCCCGGGGCAGGGCUCCGGAACGAACGCGCUGGCCUUCGGAGCCCGGAAUCAAGGACAAAAGGCGGGAGGUGCUUCGUCCCCAAAAACUUUCCAGUCAACCCGCCAAGAUUCGCUUCCAACGAGCACAGCGAGCACAGAUGGCGCUGAAUUCGCCCAAACUUCUCCGGGCGUUUCUCCCGGAUCCCGGCCGUCCUCCGGCAGUACCUCAGUGUCCGUCCAGUCCGUCGCGGGGGCCACGACCUCCGCGCGGCCCGAGUCGACGACGGAGGGUGGCGGCUUCCGGACGACCGUCUCCUACUCAACGACGGGCGUCGGCUCGAGUCAGGGCUCAACUUCGACUUCGACCGUGGGGUCGAGUACCAGGUCCAGCACUGAGUCCAGCUUCAGCACCAGCACUGGAUCCAGCGCGGGGACCAGCAUAGCAUCCACCACGAGUUCUGGCUUCGGCACUAGCGCUGGCAGCAGCGCAGGGUCCAGUACCGCGUACAGUACAAGCUCUGGCGUUAGUUCCAGCACUAUCCCCAGUUUGAGUUCGGACAACGCCUUCAGACAGGCUGAGAACUCAGACUUAGGCUUCGCUUCUAGCUUGCUCAGCGUAGGUUCCAAUUCCGAGUCAAGCCUCCACACCAGCACUCUGUCCAGUGUCAGCUCCAGUGCCGGCCCCAGCUCCACUUCCAACAACUUCCUGACGACCACCGACGCCGCCCCGACGUCGACCUCGUCUGACGGCGUGCAAGGAGCGCUGGACAGCGCGUUUGGCGUUUCCGAGUCUCAGAGCGGGCCCGACGCCGGACUGGCGAGUCUGCUCGGCGCCAGCUUCGACGACGCCUCGAUCCGCGAGUCGGUCGAGUCGAGCAUCGAGGCGGCGACGGCCGGCGGCGCGGCGCUGCGCCCCUCCGGCGACCUCGACAGCCCCGAGCUGGAUGCGCUGCGUGGUGGCGCCUUCCUCGUGGACGGCAUGACUGUCACGCCGGACGGCCUCCUCACCCUGGAGCUGGUUCGCACCGAGCCGCCGCCCGAGGCUAUUGCCGCGGCCUCGACGGCUGGAUACAGCUACCAGAACCCGGAGAGGUCAGUCACAGCCGCCGAGGGACGCGCCCAACAGGCGAUGUCACAGGACAGUGGAACGACAACGGUGACGUCACUGGUCGAUGAUCAAUCAGCGUCGGCGCUGCUCGAGUCGGCCGCGCUGGACAGCAAUUACCUGCCACCUGGUGGGCAGCCAGCGAAACAGAGUCGCAAGCGAAACGUCUACUGGUCGCGUUGGCUGCCAGGCAGAUUCGCCCACUGAAUAGGCCAUCAGUAAAGAGCUCCGUGCUGAGACCGAGCUCUUCUGCUGCUGUUUUGGGCUGGUGAAGCAAGAAGGGGCUCAUGCCUUCACCUAGGCAUGCCUAGAACAACCAAACGAGCGAGGGAGAGGUGUCAACAGCGGCACAGCCGCCCUCAACGCAGGAAUAUACGUUGUCUCACCAGGGUAUGAGAGUUGUAGUUCACAUGCACGCAAUGAUGGAGAAAAGGAAGAGCGAAGACGAAGUGUACAGGUAUGUGUACCCGCUAAAUGUGCUUUUGCUGAUGGAAAUGAAUGCAUCGUUUAUGUACAGCGAGGUCAUCCUUUGAGCGGAGCAUGAACACGAAAGCAUAGUGUUAAGAGUGGCCAAUGUGUUAUCUUCUUGGAGUCAAGUGUCCCUCGAGUGUUGAUGUCAUUUUUCCGUCCCAACUGAUGGGAUGUUUGUUUGGUUCCUGAUUUACCUGCAUAGCAUUCUGUACCUAUCUAUGAUGGUUUCGUCGCUGUGACUGCAUUUAAAACCCUGUGUUGGACAUGUUAUUUGCCCUCGAAUACUGUAAUAAUUUUCCAUACAUUUCCUAUUGAGUGUGAUCUAUCCAAUGUCUGUAUCUCUGUCCAGUGGAGGACAUUGGUGUUUUGUAUUACGGCUGCCAAUAACCUGUACAAAUGUACAAUAAACUAUGUAUA
Molecule: messenger RNA, 3467 nt
Organism: Pollicipes pollicipes
Lineage: Eukaryota; Metazoa; Arthropoda; Thecostraca; Pollicipedomorpha; Pollicipedidae
Product: trophinin
Exons: 2
Coding region: 153-2786 (877 amino acids)
Biological process (GO): positive regulation of transcription by RNA polymerase II
Cellular component (GO): RNA polymerase II transcription regulator complex
Molecular function (GO): transcription coactivator activity
Source: RefSeq, a predicted model, not a curated record